CGGUCCUUCGCUAAUCCACUGUCCGUCUCUUCGAAGACUUCUAGUUCAAGACCCUAGCAGGACAUCCUACCCGAGCUGAGGUAGACAAUGCCUCAGCCAACGCUUCCCAGCUCGCUCAGUCCCCAUGUUUGUAUAUUGGCCUCCCCGGAUGUUCAGCAGGUUCUUGAUGGGGCUGGCCUGCCGCCUUUGCCGGAGGUUCUGCAGUGUUUCUCGCCAUUACCACAGAUUACAACACGGACAACGUCUCUGACUUCGGUACCUCAUCCUUCAUUUGCGCUCCGGUUCUCAGACGUCGUGGAGAUAGAGAAUGCCGUUCACGAGGAUGAGGAGCAGCGCGCCGGCAGGACUAUGGACUGGAUCGGCUCGCGCAUCGCACAGCGCUGUGAGCGAUGGCUGGACAUGCUGGAGACGGAAUCUAGAGAGGGCGGGAAGAUGUGGCGGACCAGGACGCCAUGGUGGGACGAGGUGAAGAGGUGUGUGGAUGGCGACCAUGUCCCGAGUAGUGCGGAGGGUUGGAAUCAUCCCGUGUCUCUGGUCCUCGCCGUUUCUACUACGGCGGCCAACCCGCUGCAGGCGCUGCAAGAUCUGGCCUCUCGCGCAUUCGACUUCCCGCCAUGGGUAGACAUCACGUCUUUGCGCUACUUCCUCAUCAUCCACCCGUCAAAUUCACCCUUGGCUGACCCCAUAGCUGAAGCGUUGUUCAAUGCUGUCAAGAAACAGUAUGGCCUACAUAGUUUUCUCUUACCCCUACAGCUCCCUACAUCUCCGUGCCCCGACCCUGUUCCCGUUCCGACUCUGCCACCACGACUGCCGACGCAGUCCACACUUGAUUCUCCCCCUCUACAGCCGAAGAACAUCACUCUUGCUCCUGAAGAGGACGUAUCGCGAACGCCCGGCCUAGUGCCUCCGCGUCCUCCAGCAUCUCCCAUGCCUAGAGGUCCUGCACCACCUCCUCUAACCAAUAAGCCGACUGAUCAGCCGCCGCCUCCAGCAAUGGCCGACGAUUAUACAGGGAGCACGCUCCGUCUAGCUCCAGAUGACAUUCAGCAAAUUGGUCGUUUUGUACGCGAGUUUGUGACCAUGAGCCUGGUGCCUUGGAUGGAGAAAUGUGUGGUAGAAUGGAAUGAGAACUACUCCUCAUCCCGACGUCUCCCCUCGCGUCUGUUUUCGUCGACCCGUCGAUUAUUCGGUGCCUCAGCUGCAGCAUCCUCAGCAACUCCGACGCAUGGCUCCAACCCAUCUAUCACCUCCAUCAACACCAGAUUCAGCCACGGCGCAAACAGCUCCGUUAGUUCGAUCACAUCGGUUACCUCAGUCUCUAAUAUGGGCCCUGGGAGCGUCAACCAGCAACGACGGCUCGCCGAGUUCGCGACCAUCCUGGGUGACUACAAACUAGCUAUCUCAGUAUGGGAAGCGCUAAGAAAGGAAGGGAGAGGCGGUUCUGAUAUCUUACCUCUCCUUUCUGCUCCCUCUCCAGCUUUGGCCCUCCACGCGGACCAUGCGCUCGCCAUACUCACUGGUCCACAGCCCCGGCAGCCUACUACAUUCGAGGUGCCAGCUCUUGCUCAGUACCGGGCAUUGGUCUAUGCAGCACGUUGGGAGACCGGUAUCGAGCGCCAGGAGUUCCUGGGCCCCGUCCUUGAAGGGGAAAGAUGGCUGGUCAAGGCUGCCUCGAGUGCAGAAGAGCCGCCCACGGCUAUUCUGUAUGCGCAUGCUGCCUUUCUCAGCGAGCUCAGGGGUGCAAGGCGUAGAGCUGCGUUGUGGUACUUAGUUGCUGCUGACAAGCUGGAGAAGACCGGUAUAAAACCGCUCGCGUUGUUUUUCUUCCGAAAGGCCCAUGAUUUAUAUCAGGACCAUAUCCCCAAAGAGCUCUCGCCAUCAUUUUGGGAGAGCGAGGACCGGAGUUCCUUGCAUUGGGAGGGCUUCUCAGCUGUUGUGCCCGGUAUUGAGCACGCGUUAGGUCGUUUGCUCUACACGACGGGUGAUACCGCCGGCGCUGUCCAGUAUUUCUUGACUCUCAUCAAGCCGUCUGCUGCCACGAGACCCAAUCCUUCGUAUGGAGCAGUCAAUGGCGCUGCUUCUCCAUUACUCCCUACCCCAAGCACGGACAAAGUGUAUUUGGAAGACUUCCUUGUCGCCUUCAAGCACUUCAAGGCCACCGAAGGUGAUGCUUGGAAGAACCUGAACCUGAAGCUCCCCAUUACAUUCUGUCAAGCCAAGCAAACUCGCAUCCGGUCGCCUGGGGAUGCUGUUGAAGGUGACUCCGCGACCUGGGAAAAGCUUGAACAGAACUGGUCCGCCUUCUGGACACCUAGAAGCAAAGAGAAGCUGGGCAAGAGCGGAAAGGCAGCCGUCAAUGAAACAUUCUGGGUGGACCUCGUUCUCCGGAAUCCUCUGGACGUAGAAGUUUCUCUAUCGGCUCUGACGGUUACCGUACGAGAAGCCUCGUCAUUAGAUGAGGAUACAACGCGCGACUUCGUGCAGGUCGAGGUCAUCGAAGAUGUCUCCUUGGGCCCCAAAGAUACCCGCACAAUACCAAUUGGUAUCAAGUGUUCACGGCCCGCCUCGCUGGUCGUAACCAGCGCGACUUUCCAGUUCUUUUCCCUGCUCUCCGCUACCGACUCGCUUGCUGUGCGUGGUCGCCGCCUCAAUGAUACCCCUAUACAACGGCAAGGCAAGGUCUAUGCACCAGAUGUAUUGAUCAAGGUCGAAGUGGAGGAAGCCGGUCAGCGGUUGCAUGCCCACUUCGUCGACGGCCGGCACCUAGUUCUCGCUCAGGGCGAGUACAAGCACCAGCGGAUAUGGCUCACUAACUCUGGGACGCGCCCAGUCAGCGAGCUGUGGCUACUCGCUGGGGAAGAGGAUGAGCUUUGGAUUGAUCUGGAGGACGACAAUGCAGACCCAUCUUCAUCAACUCCGCCCAAGGUUGAGACACUACAAUCCCCUAACUCACUCGCCCCAAGGAGGCCAUAUCGGAUUCCGAUAGAGAGGCUACAUUCCAGCCCUCAGCUCGCGCCAGGAGAUGAGAUGCAAUUGCCCUUCAUCCUGCAUGCGGCCCAUCACGGCGAGCAGGAUCUGUGCAUCCUGUUUGUAUUCCGAGAGUCCAACAGCGCCCCGUUCCAUUGCACCAGGGUGACCCGAAGAUACGAGGUCAGGCCAAUACUCAAAGUGACGACGUCGAUGCGACCCAGCGGCUCGUCAGACCACAUGUACACCAUCGGGGUCGAGAUUGAGAACACCACAGGGGCGAGCAACCUUCAGAUUACGCAGCUCUCGACCAUGAGCGCAACGUGGAGAUGUUCCCCAUUACACUCCUCAACAUCUGCUUCCAUUCCUCCUCGCCAAGUUGCCGAUUUUCUCCUGGGGGCCAACCCGUGGCAAGAGGGCAGGGGUGCUUCGGAGACGAAGGAGUUUGUGGCGAACAAGCUCCAAGCACUUCUGAAGGGCGAGCCAGCAGAUGAUUCAGAGCCUCCACCAAUUGACUUGACGUGCACUCAUAUCGCAGAGGCACGUUUCCCUUCCUUUGGCUCGGACAUGGUCCCGCUGCGCACGCCCGCGACGAGGCACUUCCUACACUGCGGCCGGCGCACCAUAACCGCACAAGCGACCGCGUCCUCCCACCCCGACAUCCCAGCACGCCUACAUCGUUCCAUCUUCCCGCUCUACAACCCCUCCAAUGUCGACGUCGUCGUCUUCUGGGAGCUUCCAUCUCAGAAACGUGCAGGCCACAUCCUUCUGCAGGGCCCGACAUUGGGCGCGCAACAUGCAGUCCUGCGGGAGAUCGUCGACGCCGCGGAGAACAUGAAGGUGAAGCGGUCGAUGUAUUCAGAGACGCAGCGCGAGCGGGAGGCGAUCGUCCAGGCCGUGAAAAACUCCGAUUGGAAUCGGGAGACCGAUCCUAUGUUGGUGUUUGUCAAGGACGGCACGGUCGUGGAGCACGACUUCAGGCAAGGCCCUUGCCACGUCCCGAUCGCCUUCACCCUUCGGAACCUUUCACUUACGCACCCGGCGAGGACGACGUUGAAGCUCGUUGAACCGCCCCCCGCGGACUCGUCUUCCGACCUCCUCCCACCGCCGUACGCCGGCCGCCUGAUUCAUAGACAUGUCCUCGGGCCCUCACAAUCUGCCACAGUCUACGCGAAGCUCUGGGCGACACGACCAGGGUCGUUCGUGCUCAACUCGUGGACCGUGGAGACCGAGGUCGGCGAGCCGUCAUCCUCAUCAUCUUCAUCAGAGGCGGCACCCUCUGCGUCGCAGUCAACAGGAGGCUGGAAGUCGAGACACUUACGUUACGUCCAGAGCCCGCGGGCGGGUGACCGGCCUUUCGUAACAGUGGUGGACGUCGGGCGGCUCAAGUAG
Dichomitus squalens LYAD-421 SS1 is the source of this 4359-nucleotide messenger RNA. RefSeq lists its product as uncharacterized. Gene Ontology annotation, cellular component: cytoplasmic vesicle; TRAPPIII protein complex; phagophore assembly site. The transcript has 18 exons. Bases 88 to 4359 code for a protein of 1423 amino acids. Lineage: Eukaryota; Fungi; Basidiomycota; Agaricomycetes; Polyporales; Polyporaceae. Gene Ontology annotation, biological process: endoplasmic reticulum to Golgi vesicle-mediated transport; protein localization to phagophore assembly site. The record is from RefSeq and is a predicted model, not a curated record.